AUGAAAUUCUCCAUUGCGGCUCUCGCAGCAAUUGCGCCUAUGGUCUCAGCCCAUUAUUUCUUCGACUCCCUCGUUAUUGACGGCAAGGAAUCCACCGAGUAUGUCCGGUCCAAUACCCGACCCGAGAAGUACAACCCAACCAAGUGGAUCAACACCCGCGACGAUAUGACCCCUGAUAUGCCUGACUUCCGCUGCAAUAAGGGCGCCUUCACCUUCGCUGGUCAAACCAGUACUGCUGAGGUUAAGGCCGGAUCCAAGGUUGCCAUGAAGCUUGGCGUUGCUGCUACAAUGAAGCACCCUGGUCCUGCCCUCGUGUAUAUGUCUAAGGCUCCUACCACUGCCAAGGAAUACGAGGGCGAUGGCGAGUGGUUCAAGAUCUACCAAGAGAGUGUCUGCGACAAGAACAAGGACUUUACCAAGGAAGCCUGGUGUACUUGGGACAAGGAUCGUAUUGAGUUCACCAUUCCUCCGAAUUUGCCUGAUGGAGAGUAUCUGAUUCGGCCGGAGCACAUUGGUGUUCACGGUGCCGCGGGUGGCGAAGCCGAAUUUUACUACGGUUGUGCUCAAGUCAAAAUUGUCGGUGGUGGCAAUGGAACCCCCGGACCUACGGUCAAAUUCCCCGGUGCUUACAAGAAAGACGACCCUUCGUUUAACUUUAGCAUCUGGAAUGGCUACAAGGAGUACCCUAUGCCUGGCCCGGAAGUCUGGACUGGCGAGUCGGGCUCCGGCUCAACUUCCAAGGUAGCUACUAGCAACAGUUCGGCUGCUGCUACUACCUCCACUAAGCAAGCCGAGGACACCGACGCCUUCACUCGUUGCGCACGCUCGUGCUUCCAGUACCUCUAA
Molecule: messenger RNA, 846 nt
Organism: Penicillium hordei
Lineage: Eukaryota; Fungi; Ascomycota; Eurotiomycetes; Eurotiales; Aspergillaceae
Product: lytic polysaccharide monooxygenase auxiliary activity family 9 protein
Exons: 3
Coding region: 1-846 (281 amino acids)
Source: RefSeq, a predicted model, not a curated record